This is a messenger RNA of Puccinia graminis f. sp. tritici CRL 75-36-700-3, 2051 nucleotides long. RefSeq lists its product as uncharacterized. Bases 158 to 1837 code for a protein of 559 amino acids. NCBI's taxonomy places the organism in Eukaryota, Fungi, Basidiomycota, Pucciniomycetes, Pucciniales, Pucciniaceae. The transcript has 16 exons. Gene Ontology annotation, molecular function: transmembrane transporter activity. The record is from RefSeq and is a predicted model, not a curated record. Gene Ontology annotation, cellular component: membrane. Gene Ontology annotation, biological process: transmembrane transport.
UUACACUCAAGAGUCCAAGACAUUAGCCAAACAGCAGCAAAUAGCCCCCUACGGCUGCCACUCCAUCCCUUUCCCGAUAGCUAUAAAGUGAUGCAGACUUCCUGAAUUUUGGACAUUACCGCGGUUCAAUAUCCACCAGCAUAAAACAUAGUCCAAGAUGCCCUCCGGAGCCCCAUUUGGCCGCUGUCGAUUUAAUUCGUCUGUUCAUCCAAUUAUCGAAAUCGCCACGUAUCAACAUGCACCAUCCAUGUCAACCAACAAUCAAGCCGACAUUGCUUUGACAGCUUCUCCUUACAAAAAUAACUUCAAGGACCAACGACCUUACACGGCUGAGAGUGAUAAUCGCACUGUAUGCUUGGAUCCAUCGGAGCAACCUGACACUACGUUCCAAAAGAAAUAUCCUACUAUACCAUGGGGAACCUUUGAGGAAGAGAAUGAUCGGCAUGUGGAGCCGGAACAACACAAUCCCGGUGGCGGUGAUGUGAGUGGAUCAAGAAGUACACUGUCCACUUCGACCAAGCGACUCGAUUUGAUUAUUCUUCCCUUGACUUCGUUGAUAUACCUCUCAGAUUACGUUCAAAGAUCAAACAUUGGAAACGCUGCAGUUUACAGUUUAAAGGCAUACGCACUGGAUAAUAGCCACUGGUGCUAUGCGUUGGUCCUUUCCAGUUUUUCCAUUACCUACUUGUCAUUUUCAAUUGGUGCAAAUAUAGUCGUUCCCAAAUCUCGGUCUCCAAAAAAUCUACUCUCAUGUGCAGUCCUUAUUACUAGUAUUGCGACCAUCAUAAUUGGUUUUGCUUCAAAUUUCGCAACCAUCUUCAUCUGUCGAUCUUUCAUUGGCAUGGGAGGGGCAAUUCUAGGUAAAAGCAUGGAAUCUUACUACUCGUUAAUAUACACCCGCACAGAGAUGGCGAAAAGAAUGUCGUUUUUCAUCGGCUCAACUGUUUUGGCUGGAGCUUUGAAUGGAAUCUUCGCAUAUGGAACUGGUUUCAUUAAAUCAGAAGCAAAGACUUGGAGAUUUCUAUUUUUCAUCGAAGGAGCUCAAGGCAUCGUAUUGGCAUUAGCAUGCCUCUUCUGCCUCCCAUCAUCAAAGGUCAAGAGGAGACCUGAAACAACUUCUCAAGUUCAAAUCCACACCCAGGGUUCUUUGUCCGAAAUUAACUCUUUCACUUUAGAAUAUAACACGUUUGAAUGGAGAAUUGCUUUAAAAGCUCUACUCAAUCCAAAUAUCUGGAUCUCUUCCUUUUCGUACGGAUGUGUGAAUUUGAGUGUCGGGAGUUUGACUGGAUAUCUCCCGCUUAUUAUGGAAUCGUUUGGACAUUCGCCUAGGCAAUCCCAACUGUUGACCGCUUGGCCAUACUUGGUUGCGUUUGUCGUAAUGUUUUUGGUCGCAAACGCAUCUGAUCGCACCGGAGUAAGGAGCAUUUUUGUCAUAAUCAUGUGCACAAUCGGUAGUGUCGGAUGGACGCUUUUGCUACGAUAUGAAACUGCUUGGGUUACAUACUUCGCCACAUUCUUGGUUGUGGCUGGAGCAUAUUGUCCGAUCCCUUUAAUUCUAUCAUGGACUCUGAGCAACUGUACUACUUACAAUCAAAGGGCUGCAUCUUUCAUUCUCAUGCAAACAUUUGGACAAGUCUUCACAGUAUUUUCCAACUUCAUAUUCCACGCACUUAUCAAAGAUAGCCCACAGAGUAGAUUAGGCUAUUUCAUAAACUUGGUUGGUAACGCUUCUGCGGUUUUGGCAGUCAGUUACUUGGCAGCGUCUUAUCGUUAUUACAAUUGGAAAACUGCCCACCAAGCAGCUGUUACUAAUGAUCGCUUCAUGUAUUUCCUAUGACCGGAUGGGCAAGUUGAAGUACCACAUAAAUGCCGUUUUUUUCACAUUCAUUGCAUGUAUCGAGUGCGGUCGCACUCCAUCCUUCAUCCUUUAUGCAGACAACUGUUCGUUGCAAAAUUGAAUUUCCUUCAGCAAUCGUCGCUAGAAGUGCGAAUCCAUUUUUUUGCACGGUCAGAGUGUAUCACAACAAAAAGAAGUCAAAACCUGCUGCUGC